ACGCCACAAGGUUACAGUGCAGAUGAGCGUCAUUUUAUCACUCAUUACUUCACUCUUACACUGACUGAUGCUCGCGCGCUCUCCGCUCAUCUCACUGGACUUUUUGCCGAGGAUACAAGACUUCAGAUAGUUUUCCCAAAAGCUGGCAGUGUGCCCCGGUCCCUGGUAUCUUACAGAGUAAAGACUCAUCACUGCUGUCAUCGCUUGUUGCUGUACAGACUCAGUGGUGGGGUGAGUCACGUUCUCUUCAACCUGACGGGCCCUGGACCAGUAUGCAGUUAGAGUGAUCAGGAUGGAGGACUCUAGUUUGUGCCUUGGUGUAUCCUCUAUGGUCCCAGAUGCUGACACCCAUCUCAGCAAUGCAGUACUUAAUGGCCGCUACCCAAUCAGUCAGAAACUGCACCAGCUGACUGCCCAGCUGGGCCAUGCCUUUCCUGAACUACAGAGUUGCCAACAGAUCCCAGAGGAGAAGGCAGCCACCCCACUGGAUGAGAAAACCCAUGCUGCCUUAGCUAAUCAGCCAAUCAGCAGUCAGAUGGCCUUACUGGCCAACCAGCUUAACCGUGACAUGGAUGUGGGAGCCCUUAGUGGUCUGAAUGGCCGUGUUGAUUUGCAACAAUUUCUCAAUGGGCAGAACUUAGGAAUCAUGUCACAGAUGAACGACAUAGAAGAUGAUGCCCGCAAGAACCGCAAAUACCCUUGUCCGCUAUGUGGUAAACGCUUCCGCUUUAACAGCAUACUGUCUCUUCAUAUGCGUACACACACUGGAGAGAAGCCCUUUAAAUGCCCCUAUUGUGACCACCGAGCUGCUCAGAAGGGUAACUUGAAGAUCCACCUCCGUACCCAUAAAUUGGGAAAUCUUGGUAAGGGUCGUGGUCGUGUACGUGAAGAAAACAGGCUUCUUCAUGAACUGGAAGAGAGGGCCAUUCUACGUGAUAAGCAAAUGAGGAGCAGCCUGCUGCAGCCCUCCCAACCUCUUCCACCCCACUUGGGUAUACAAGGUCACAACCAGCAACAGCCCGGCUCUGCCUGUGGUAUGCUCACUCCACCGAGUCUUGGUGGCUCACCUGAUACACUGACUCAGCCGUCUGCCUCACCUAAGCCUGCAGGUACCAGCCUUCAAGAUGAUCAAGCCCUCAACCCAUCCCAAGGGUUCCGCUGCACUUUCUGCAAGGGUAAAUUUAAAAAGCGUGAGGAGCUAGACCGCCACAUUCGCAUUCUUCACAAGCCCUACAAGUGUACCCUGUGUGAAUUUGCUGCCUCCCAGGAGGAGGACCUCAUCAGUCAUGUGGAGAAAACCCACAUCACAGCUGAAUCAGCCCAGGGACAGGGCACAGGAGCUGGCAGCGGAGAGAAGCCUGCCAAUGAAUUUCGCUGUGAGGUCUGUGGCCAGGUCUUCAGCCAAGCUUGGUUUCUGAAAGGCCACAUGCGGAAACACAAGGACUCCUUUGAACAUUGCUGCCAGAUCUGUGGACGUCGUUUCAAGGAGCCCUGGUUCCUGAAGAAUCACAUGAAGGUGCAUCUUAACAAGCUGGCCAUCAAGAACAAGCCUCCUGUUGGUGGAGGAGCUGAUGAAGAUGGACCCUCUGUUAACACCAUGAGUAGCCUGGCUCAAGAAGCUCAUGCCAACUUGUAUUCACGUUACAUUUCUUGCCUGCAAAGUGGCUUCCUCUCACCUGACAAGCAAGGCCUGGCUGAACACCAACAUCAGAUGCUGGCCAAGGCUGGUAUAGCUAUGAAGGAGAAGGAGAUGCUUGGAAAGCUCCUGAGCCCAGUGACCAGCAUUGGCCAUGGAUUAGGUGAAAGUGACAAGCGCUCACUCUUGGGUUGCCUAAAUCUAGUGCCUCCUCUGAAGUCAAGCUGUAUGGAGCGCUUACAAGCUGCAGCUAAAGUGGCAGAGAUGGACCCCCUGAACAGCUACCAAGCCUGGCAAAUAAUGGCACGUGGAAUGGCCAUGGAACGCUCCUUCAUGCCAAAAGAGCAACACCAUGGGGGGCACGGACAAGAAGAUGAACUUGCCAGUGCAGCUGGGAUUGUUCCAUUUGGCAAAGACAAGCAUGAGCACCCAACCUUAGGUUCUAGUAAUGGUUACAAGCAGAAGCAACACCCUGAAGUCCUCCAUGGAGUGAAGACCAGUGGAGGAAUAAUGCCCUUGAAAGAUGAGGGUGUAGGCUUUGAUGCCCACCGUGAGUUCUUGCCUCACCAUGGGGGUCUGGGCCUUGGCCAAGGGCUUGAGUACAGCCUGGCCAGUCUAAAAGAGAAACCAACUGAGUGUCCUGACUGCGGCAGAGUCUUUAGAACCUAUCACCAAAUGGUGGUCCACUCCCGAGUGCACAACAAAGACCGGCGAACCCUAGAUGAGAGCUCCCAGCAUGGUCUGGAUGAAAGGCGUGGCUCAGCAAGCGACCCAGAGUCUCAGUCCAUCAGCCGAUCCACCACCCCAGGCUCCUCCAAUGUGACGGAGGAAAGUGGUGCUGGAGGGGGACACUCGCAAACAGGCAGUGUGCAGGAUGACAGUCCCCACCCAUCUUCUCCAUCUUCAGAUGUUGGGGAUGAGAUGGCAAAACCUGUGAGUGCUGUCCAGCCCCCCUCCACCCAGCACCGGGACAGGAGCGUGGGUUCCAGCAUGAAGGACUGCCCCUACUGUGGAAAAUCUUUCCGCACCUCUCACCAUCUAAAAGUACAUCUAAGAAUACACACAGGUGAAAAGCCCUACAGGUGCCCUCAUUGUGACUAUGCAGGCACUCAGUCAGCCUCUCUCAAGUACCACCUGGAGCGCCAUCACCGUGAACGACAGAAUGGAAGUGGUCCCUCAGCCAACCACCCUCCCUCCUCUGAACACAAAGAUGACCAUGGAAAGAACAAUAGUGGCAGUGGGGUCUUUGCUCGUCCUGAUGUCCUUCGUGGGGUCUUCAAAGGCAUGAUGCCCUCUGGUCUUGACUUCAGAGGGGGUCAGAUGCUCCCACAUCAAUGGGCUCCACCAGCAAUGCUAUCCCACAGGGAAAGAGACCGUGAAAGGGAACGAGAUCGCCAUGGACCAGGGGCAGAGCCAACCACCGAGAGUAUGAAGAGUCCUGAGGGACCCACCUCUGCUGGGGACAGUCCUGCCAGCUUCCCUGACCUGGGACGAGCCUAUCAGAGUAUGGUGGGAAAUGGAGUCAACUUUCAAGGCUCUUUGCAGGCUUUCAUGGACAGCUUUGUCCUCAAUUCCAUGAAGAAGGAGAAGGAGAUCAGAGAGGGUCAGCUGCAUGGCCAGCAUUAUAUCCAGGAGAGUGCUGAGGCCAAAACCAAAAGAGCCAGUGAGGGAAACCAGGAGGAGAAUCCUAGCAAUGACAACAAGCCAGCUGAGGGUGGCCGCUCCCAGUAUGAGCCUCUGGAUUUGUCCGUUAGGCCAGACGCAGGAUCCAUUCCUGGAGCCUCCGUCACCCUCCAGGACAAUGUUGCCUGGCAUAGCUGCCUCUUCUGCUCUUUCACAACUGCUUCUGUAGAGCUGAUUGCCCUCCACCUGCAAGCCAACCACCUGGGCAAAGGCAAGUUUGGCCCAGGCAAAGAUACUAAGGAACAGCUCUUGGGUGAGCAUUCACAUGCAGGCAAAGUUACUGGCCUGGCUCCUCCACCACCAGGCCUUCUCCAUCACCACGAGGGAGUCCCGUCAAGGGACAGGGAGACUGAGUCUGGGGAUCUGAAGGUACAAGCAGGCUGGCCCAACCAUCUGGAGCAACCCCCACAUGGAGCGUCUAUGGGAGCAUUCUCCAGUGACUUCUACAAGCCCUUUGGCCCUGUGUAUGAUGGCUCUGCUAGAGGGCCUGUUGGAUUUUUGGACCAGCAGCAUAUUCAGUCCAAUGAUGGGGGCGGUCAGGGCUCUCUGGACGACCUGUCCGACAAGGCAUCUUGCAGUGAAAUUGAGGCAUCAGAGGAAUGCGGUGCUCAGUCUGAGGAAGAUGAAGUGGGUCGUGAAAAAUCAUUCCUCAACCCCACUGCCACAGAGCAGCUUAUACGUUCAGAUGAAGACGAGGAGGCAGAAGACAAUGAAGAAAUGGAGAUGGGUGAUGCCGAGGAGGAGGACCGUGGAUCCAUGCAAAUGCUUCCUGAAUCUCCUCUGUCAGGGAAGGACACCCAAAGGUGUAAGCUGUCCAUGGGACCCCAAAGCUCUGGGCUUUCUCCUCCUCAGCAUACCACCCCUGAGAAGCAAUGGCAGCAGCAGCAGGCAGGCAUUGGUCUUCUCUCCACAGGCAGUGGUCCUCCUGGCCUGGUAAAGCCUGAUCAGGCCCACCUGGAGCACCAGAUGAACAUGCUAUCUGUUCUGCGGGCCUACAGUUCAGAGAACCUCACAGCCUUCAGCGGAGGCCUAGGCAGCAGCUCCAAUGGAGGAAGCAGCGGCACCAGCAACUUGACAAGAAUUGACCCCACUGUUCUUCUGUGGGCGGAGGAAGAGGCUUCCCGAAGGUUUGAUCCUGCUCUUACCCCUGAACAUAGCCUAACUGACACAGAGAUGCAGGACUAAUCAGAAACUAACAUCACCCCUCCCCCCCCCCUUCACUGGACUGAACGGCCAAGAGCAGGUGAUGGAAAAAGAGGAAGAGGAAAAUGAAGGACAUUAUGAUAUCAAAAGCAUUAUUUAACAAAAAAGACUUCAAGAGAGAGAAAAAUGACUAAUAAAUUAGCUGAGCAUAAUAUGGACAGCUCAGAUGGUUUCCUACACAGACGUUCUCGCUGGAUGAAGUAAAGAAAAUCUGUUGAUGUUUAGCGAGCUGGGAACAAGGAGAGAAAUUUUUUUUUUUUCUUGCUUCCUGUGUUUUAUGUGUCUUGAAUCCUCCCUUGUGUAGCUAAGAAAUACUUUCUGUGGUUUUUAAUUGCUUUUUUGACUUCGAUAUAGUGAGGAAACUUUUUAGUGAUUGUCCCUCAGAGCAACGUAUUCCUUGAACCAAGAUGCCAGUCUCAGACUGAGAAAAUGAACAGACUUCCCUCUCUCUUGGACACAACAAAAACAUGGAACUCUCUCAGUGUUUCUCACUGCCCACUGAAACUUCACCAAUGUUAUUUCCCAGAGACUCCCUCAACAGUUCUGCCAGAGCUUCAUCUCUGGGCUUUUGGACCAAUCCACCACACGUUUGGAGACCAAGCACACUCUUAUUAAAAACUCAUUUGUAAUCAGCACACUCUCAGCAGCAGUCAGUGCCUGGACGUCAAAGCAGAAGAAUGACAAUCCAGUACUUUCAGGAAAUGAGAACAUGGCCAUCAGUAAGGACCUACUGCAUCAACGGCAACUAAAAAGGGAAGCUAAGUUUACUGUGGCUAUGCCUUUUUCUUUGAAGACCGGCUCCAUGAUAUCACAACAUGCAUCCAUGUUUCAUUCUCCUGAUGUGUUUGUAAGCGACUAGCGUGUAGACGUUCAGAGCUGAACUCCAGAGAAAGAGGGCACUGUAGCAAAGACAAAAAACAGCCGAGGUGACAGGAAGAACUAGUUUACACCGAGCGUGUCGGAUGAAACAACAUGAGCCAAGGAGACUGCAUCCGUAAAGCCUGCAGAAAUCAAACAGAAAUGAAGCCCUUAACCCCACAUACUUUGAUCUCAGUCUUGCUCACUUCAAGUACUCAAGAUAUGAGAUUGUGUUUGUAAUAUACUGCCACCGAUCAGUGUUGCAAAGUGUUACUGACUACUGAAAUGGUUUGAUGUAUUCACUUAUUAAAGAAAAUGAAAAAAAAAAAAAAAAUGUAAUGAAAAAAGAAACAUGCAAACAAGAAUCAAAUAUUGUCUAGCCAUAGAUACAGUCAUGAGUUGUUGCAUUUAAAAAGCUAGCUGUUUUAAAGUGUAGCUAUUAGAUUGGAGUUUUCUUCUCUAGUACUGUAAUUUUUGCCUUUCACCUUUGUUAAAUACGAAUAGCAUUAAAAAGAAAAGAUUAAAAGAAAGAUUGACAAUCUUCUUCUGUUGCUGCAAGCAUAUAAAUCCAUACAGUAUAUAUACACAUGCCUCAUGCAAGCAAAUACAAACUGAGUUUUCUCCCCUGAAGUAUUUUGCACUGUGAUAGUAAAUUACAACCAGUCUAUACAUUACAGAGAUCGCUAAUCAAAAACGAAGGUGUGCGUGCGUGCGUGCGUGUGUUUGUGGGUUUGUGAGUUUGUGUGCGUCCCUUGACAUUGUGAACUGGUAUUCUAUUCAUUCUUUUGUGAACUCUGCUGAUUUGGUCCAUGUAGUUUAAACAAUCUCAUUUUACGAUGGUCAUCUCUGUUGCUUUGAUUAUAAAUUCAAUGAACUUCCCUGUAAGUCAUAGUUUAUGGAUUCCACAGUGUGGCGAAGCAGUCCGAGCUUUUCUAUUCAAUAUUAAAAUAUAUUCUUUAGUUUUCCUCACUGAAAAACACAUCUCUGAAAUUUGAAUUUGUUUUCACAGUCUCCAUGCAAGUUUACAUCCUCUUGACACAGUUUUAAAAAAAUAAAUAAAAAAAAUGUUUCAAAGUGAAGAUGUUUAGUGAACUAGUUUUAAGAGAACUAGUAAAGGCUACAUAUGGUAAAGGAAUGUGACAGGGAGGGUCAGUAAUAGGACAUAUAUUGACCAAUCCCUAUAUACACUGGUUAUAGAUAAGCACACCUCUGGCUCCCCUCCUUUGUGUAGUAUAACUGAGCAUCUAUCUCUCUUUCAGUCUUACUGGACUAAUAUAUGAGCAUUCCAAACCUCUGAGCUGUCUUGUGGACUGUAUGACAUUCAUUUGGUUGCUGUACCCUCAUGGCAGAUGCUUUGUUUUGUAACUACUGAACUGUACUUAUAAUGAGAAAUAAAAUGUAUUCAAACUAUGAAACAAUGGAGUGAUCAACAGAGCAUUUUGUGCUAUUUGAGCAGAAGCACAAUAUUACAAAUGGUUUUAAAACAUGCUGAGUGUGAACAUGUUUAAAGGGAUAGUUCACCCCAGAAGGAACAUUCUGUCAUUAAUUAAUCACCCUCAUGUUGUUCCAAACCCGUAUGACUUUCUUGCUUCUAUGGAACACAAAAGGAGAUGUUAGGCAGAGUGACAGACUCCAGUAACCAUUCACUUCAUUGCUUUUUUCCCCAUACAAUGAAGGUGAAUAGUGACUGAGACUAACAUUAUGCCUAACUCUCCUUUUGUGUUACACAAAAGAACAAAACGUUACACAGAUUUAGAUCUACAUGAGGGUGAGCAAGUGCUGACAGAUUUAUUUUGGGUGAACUGUCCCUUUAAUGUUGAGGGCAUUGAUUUCAAAGGACCUUGUAUGAUUUUGUA
This is a messenger RNA of Myxocyprinus asiaticus (Chinese sucker), 7236 nucleotides long. Its product is annotated as zinc finger protein 536-like. Gene Ontology annotation, biological process: regulation of DNA-templated transcription. Gene Ontology annotation, molecular function: RNA polymerase II cis-regulatory region sequence-specific DNA binding; DNA-binding transcription factor activity, RNA polymerase II-specific. The record is from RefSeq and is a predicted model, not a curated record. The transcript has 7 exons. The coding region runs from base 293 to 4504 and encodes 1403 amino acids. Lineage: Eukaryota; Metazoa; Chordata; Actinopteri; Cypriniformes; Catostomidae. Gene Ontology annotation, cellular component: nucleus.